UCCCUCCAUGCUUUUACUGCUCCAUAUUACCAUAUAUAUCGUAUAGUAUUACCUCCGAACUGAAGAUCCGAUCGAGCGCAGCAAUAAUAUAUCAUCGGUACGUGUCGAUCGGCGAUCCAAGUGGAGAUAUAAUAUAGUAUAUAUAAUAUAUGCCGAAUCCAAGUGGAGACAGAAGAAGCAGCAAAGAUGGCGACGAGAUUUAUGAGGGUGGCCGGGAGGCGUAUUCGGAGAUGGUUUCGCCAUUAUUGGCGGCGGGGAUUAACAGAGAACGAGAGAUGAGUGUGAUGGUGUCUGCUCUGGCUCACGUCGUGGCGGGUGACGACGACAUGACCGCCGGCGGCGGCGCUGAUGGAAUACUUUCGUUGACAAGUUCGUUAUUAGAUUCCGUGGCUAGCAGCGGCAGUGGAGGAUUAUCGUCGUCGUCAACUUCAGUUUGCAGCUCUUACCACCAUGACGACUUCUCUUUACUUGGAGCCUCCACCCUAGGAACAUCAUCAGCUAAGAGUGGUGGUAGAAUAGCAAGAACAAGUAGUGGCCCACCGGAAACUGCGACGUUUAUAUACACUCCGACGACUACACACCAUAACGGCCAAGUCGAGCCGGGAAGACGAUACAGAGGAGUGAGACGGCGGCCAUGGGGGAGAUGGGCGGCCGAAAUCCGAGAUCCCAACAAAUCCGCCAGAGUGUGGCUCAGCACUUUCGACACCGCCGAGGCGGCCGCCGAAGCCUACGACCAAGCCGCCCUCAGGUUCAGAGGCAGCAAGGCCAAGCUCAAUUUCCCGGAAAAUGUAAGCUUGUUGCCUCCUUCUUCUUCGGCUAGGGUUUCGUCUCCGGCCGCUCGCUCUCCGACGCCUUAUUCUAAUUUCGGUUCGCCGGCGGUCGUCAACCGCCCCGGAGAGUUUGUGGUUCAGCAGCUCCCCGUGAGUUUGUUGGAACAACGGAUAUGUUCGUCGGAAUCUUCGUCCUCGAUGCUCCCUUCCGCUCAGCCACCGGUUCGCUUCGGCCACGCCGGCGGCCAGAGUAGCGGAACGGAAUAUCCCGCUGCUUCUUGGUCGGAUUAGACUCACCACCCAUUUUCUUCUAGAGUAUUCUAGAUGAUCUUAAAUUUUUUGAGCCCGCCCCCUCAAUUAAUACUACAAAUUACAAUCCAU
Ipomoea nil (Japanese morning glory) is the source of this 1151-nucleotide messenger RNA. Its product is annotated as ethylene-responsive transcription factor ABR1-like. Bases 150 to 1061 code for a protein of 303 amino acids. Gene Ontology annotation, biological process: ethylene-activated signaling pathway; regulation of DNA-templated transcription. NCBI's taxonomy places the organism in Eukaryota, Viridiplantae, Streptophyta, Magnoliopsida, Solanales, Convolvulaceae. The transcript has 2 exons. The record is from RefSeq and is a predicted model, not a curated record. Gene Ontology annotation, molecular function: DNA binding; DNA-binding transcription factor activity.